UCAAACAUGGCGGAUGACGAAGAAGCUGAUGCUCGUCAAGCUGAUCCUUAUGGACCCAGAUUAAUUGAACUGUGCCGAGGAGAAAAUGGAUUUGGAUUUAAUGUUCGUGGCCAGGUAUCAGAAGGGGGGCAGCUGAGGUCAAUAAAUGGAGAAUUGUAUGCACCGUUGCAGCAUGUAAGCGCUGUAUUGGAAAGUGGCCCUGCUCACAGUGGAGGUGUCAGGAUUGGUGAUCGAAUCCUUGAAGUGAAUGGUGAAAAUGUGGAGGGUGCUACUCACAAACAUGUAGUGAACCUGAUAAAGAAAGGUGGAGAUAAACUGACCUUAGUCGUGAUAUCUGUCAGCCAAAACGAAGCUGAGAAAUUUGAUAGUGAGAGCUCAUCAGGUGGGGAAUAUUAUGAUUACUCAGACAAGAGAGCUGUACCAUUAUCAAUUCCUGAGACAAGACAAGUUGUUAGUAAUGGUGAAACAUUUGUGGUAUAUAAUAUCUAUUAUGGAGACAAGCAUAUUUGUUCCAGGAGAUACAAAGAAUUUUCAAACUUGCACAGCCAGCUUAAAAAGGAGUUUAGAGAUUUCCAGUUUCCAAAGUUUCCUGGAAAGUGGCCAUUUCACUUAUCUGAUCAGCAAAUAGAGACCCGUAGAAAAGCUCUGGAAUUCUAUUUUGAUCAAGUUAAUUCAGUUAAAGUUAUUGGAGAGUCAGAUGCCAUGGUAGAAUUUCUUAAAUCUUCAGAAAACCAACUUCAGCAAGAGAAAGAAGAGGAAGAUGGUUCAAUGAAAGUUGAGUUGAGAGUAUUUUUACCAGAUGAGUCCAUUACAACUGUGACUGUUUUGAAAUGUCACAAAACAGUUCAAGUAUAUCAGGCCAUGACAGAAAAGCUAAACUUGGUUGAAGGUAGCAUCUCAAACUUUGCACUCUUUGAGAUUGGUGAGGAUGGUUUUGAACGCAAACUUGAACAGAAUGAGUUCCCUCACAACUUAUAUAUCAAGAGUUAUACUGCAUCAUCUACAACCUGUCUUGCAUUUCGAAAGUGGAUAUUUACCUUAGCAAGGGAGGUGCAGAUGAACAAUGACGAGAGUGCAGUAAAUCUCCUAUAUACCCAGGCCGUUAGUGACUUAAGAACACGGAAACUGUCCCCUGGAAAAAACCUCCAAAAGCUUAAAGACCUGAAGGCAGCAAAUAAAAAGAAAGAGUAUCUUGAUGUUGCAAGAACGUUAGAUGGGUAUGCAACUGUUGUUUUUCCUCACUGUGGUUGCGAUGCGAGAAAAAGUGGUCAUGUGAUCGUAUCCAUAAGUUUAAACUCUUUCCGACUACGAGCGUGUUCCAGCGAGGGUGAAAAAGAGGAGCAGGAGCACACAUUCAACUGGGAGGAGCUGACACAGUGGGAGGCUGAUAGAGAAGCAAUGGCAUUUUGUUUUGAGUACAAAAAAGGCGACAAAAAGCCAAGAUGGGUUAAAAUAUAUUCCACAUAUUUUGUUUAUAUGAAUGCGUGCGUUGACAGAGUCAUGGCUGAGAUGGAAAUGAAUAAAAAGGAUGGUAUGUUACCACUGUAUCCAGGCGGAAUAGAAACAAACAUGCCAUCAGAAGAAGCAACCGGAGACGUGACAAAUUCACAGGAGACGGAAACCAAUCCCGCUUUCAACCAGAGGGGUCAUACCAAACCAUACGCUGCCAAGAAUAAUAAAUUUUCAAUGCCGAGAACGUCCUCAAAGAAUUUGCAUUCCACCAUCGAAGACGAAGACUUGUGAAUUAAGAGCAACUAAUAUGGAGUGAAAAUUUCUUUCCUCGCUAUGGAUCACCAGACGCACGCAACGUGUAGCGUGUUGCUAACAGAGCUUCAAUUUGGGUCUAGUUACCAGUGACCAUUAUUGAGGCUUUUGUGAUGCGUAUGAACUGUCUUCUCCUGAUAGAUAUUACUGUGUACUCACAGCUAACUUCUACUGAUAUAGGUCUGUGUAAAGUACACUUGCUCCAAGAUUUACCCUUUGAACCCUUGACACAUAACAUAAUAAUCAACUACAACUGCAACCUUGAAUGAAGUCUCAAAGUCUUGCAUCUUUGGUAGAUAGAAUACGUCGGUGAUCUUUCAUGCCUAAAAAAACUUACACCGUUUCUGACCUGUGAAUCUUUCCUUUGAGGUCAUUUGUUGAUUCUAAGGAACCAUUGGGAUUUGUUAACCACGUAGGAAAGUCUGAUUCAUAUCAAACAUGGACUGAAUUUGAUUUUGAAUACUAAACUAUUUUCAUUCUAGGAUGCAUGUAAAUAAGUGAAGGUAUUAAAAAUUAUCUCUCUCGUUCCCGGCACAAAGGGAGCAUAAGGAGAAGGCAAUUGGAGAAAAUUACAGAUUAAAAAUAGUAGUAGGGGUUUUUGGUUGGAAAAAAGACUGCAGUAGUUUUAAGUUAAAAAGGCAGGUCUUCCAAGAAAUAAGCGCAUAGUUUUUUGUCUAGCUAUUCAUAUGAUAUAGAUAUCAAAUACAGAGUCCAAGUAAGAAGUUGUGAUUUAAACAGACAAUACCAGGACAAAUACUUAACUAGAUCUGAGUCAGUAAGUUAUCCAAUGUGGCCAGUAAGAUAUAUUUUAGAAACAGGAAAUGCGUGGCGGGUACCAACGUGCAUUUGAACCUGAAUUGUUGAAUUAAAUAUUAUUAGUACUUUGUUUGGUAAAAU
Molecule: messenger RNA, 2661 nt
Organism: Stylophora pistillata
Lineage: Eukaryota; Metazoa; Cnidaria; Anthozoa; Scleractinia; Pocilloporidae
Product: sorting nexin-27
Biological process (GO): signal transduction; endocytic recycling; intracellular protein transport
Cellular component (GO): early endosome
Molecular function (GO): phosphatidylinositol-3-phosphate binding; protein binding
Source: RefSeq, a predicted model, not a curated record